AUGCUGUUCCUGUAUUUACUUAUGAUAAUCAUAGGUUUGGUAAUUUUACAAUUGAAAAAAAAAAGAAAAAAAUUUAGAGAUGUGCACAGACUGAUUAAAGUGAGCUCUCUAGACGUACCAGUGAUUGGACACAGCUAUAAGUUUAUUGGAAAUAACGAAGAUCGAAUGAUGGCAUUGGAUGAGUUCUGUCGCCAAGCUUACAUAAACAAAUAUGGUGUCGUCAGUUUAUGGCUAUUGCAUCUCUUCUGUGUGAAUAUAUGCGAUCCUGUGUCAGCAACUGUAGUAUUAAAGACGUGUUUAGACAAAAGGCCCAUUUCAUUAUUCGCGCGUCAUCUUGUUGGUAACGGAUCGGUGUUUGGAGAUGUAAAAAUAUGGCGAGUUCGUCGAAAAAUCCUUAUGCCAAUAUUCGCUCCCAAGUAUUUUGAAGAAUUUGUACAAGUCUUUGAACGAAACAAUAAGAUAAUGAUAGAAGAGCUAGCUUCCGUUGCUAACAAAGGAGACUUCUCAAUAUGGGGAUACUUCAGUUCCUACGCAUUUGACUCUGCUCUAGAAAUGAUUUUCGGUGAAAAUAUAAAUGCUCAGAAGCAUAGGAGCCACCCUUUUCUAGAAGCAUUUCAAGAUUAUACCAAAAACGGUGCGGCGCGCGUGUGCCAGCCCUGGCUGUACAGCAAUGCAUUGUACGGACUGUUGCCAGUAGCCAAGCGGCAGAGGAACAACAAGAAAAUCAUCUGGGAUUUCGUUGAAACCGUAAAUAUAAAUUUCGCGAACGAGCGGGAGCAGAUAACGUUUCUGGAGCUGCUGGUGGAGUCGUCGCGCGGCGCGGGCGGCUACUCCGCCGCGGAGCUGCGCGAGGAGACGCUGGUGCUGGCGCUGGCGGCCGCCGACACCAGCGCCGCCGCCGCCUGCUUUGCGGCCGUGCUGCUGGCGCACUGCCCGCGCGCGCAGCGGCGGUUGCGCCAAGAAGUAAACAAACUUUUGGGGGAUUCAAAAAGAUCAGUGUCGGUAGGCGAUUUAGCACAACUGAAAUACUUAGACGCCGUUGUGAAAGAGGCUCUGCGUCUUUACCCCCCCGCGCCAGUCACGGUGAGAAGUUGCAACAGUGACUUAAAACUACCUUCUGGCAUAACCCUGCCAGAAGGUUGCCAAGUCAUCUGUAACAUCUGGGGCAUACACCGCAACCCCCACUGCUGGGGCGCAGACGCGGACGAGUUCCGGCCGGAGCGCUUCUUGUCCGCGACGCCGCAGCAGCUGGCCGCGUUCAUGCCGUUCAGCCAUGGACCUCGUAAUUGCGCUGGCGCGCGGCUGGCCAUGGCGUCACUAAAGCUCUCCGUGGCGGAGCUGACGCGGCGCUACCAGCUCGCGCCGGCGGCGAGCUACGAGUACAGCAAGCUGAAGCCUUUGAGAGUUACUUUUGACGUGAUGCUGAAACACGUAAACAACUUUGAAGUGCAGUUGCAGAACCGAUGUUAA
Molecule: messenger RNA, 1470 nt
Organism: Pararge aegeria (speckled wood butterfly)
Lineage: Eukaryota; Metazoa; Arthropoda; Insecta; Lepidoptera; Nymphalidae
Product: cytochrome P450 4d2-like
Exons: 9
Coding region: 1-1470 (489 amino acids)
Molecular function (GO): heme binding; monooxygenase activity; oxidoreductase activity, acting on paired donors, with incorporation or reduction of molecular oxygen
Source: RefSeq, a predicted model, not a curated record